This is a messenger RNA of Mesorhabditis belari, 990 nucleotides long. The record is from the annotation of a GenBank genome assembly. Lineage: Eukaryota; Metazoa; Nematoda; Chromadorea; Rhabditida; Rhabditidae.
AUGGACGAAGUGGAACCGGCUGAGGAUCGAAUGGAGAAUUAUGUGCGAAUUGCUGUUGUUGGAAGGGGAGCCUAUGGAGUUUGCUGGUUGUGUCGAAGAAAAGAAUCACAGCACAGGGAAAAGGUCAUUCUAAAAACGAUUCCUUUACACGGACUCUCAAACGAGGAAGAAAUUGCAAUUAUGGGAGAAGUAAUGUUAUUGAAAAAAAUGCGACAUCCGAUGAUCAUUGGAUAUUAUUCGUAUUUUAAAUAUGAUAACACGUUGGCGAUUGUCAUGCAAUAUGCUGAGGGUGGCACAAUGGAGCGAAUGAUUCAAGAACAACGCGGCGAACACUUUCAUGAGAGCUCUGUGCUUGACUUUUUCACUCAGAUUCUCAUCGCUCUUCACCACAUGCAUAGCAAAUCGAUCGUUCAUCGAGAUUUGAAGACUCAAAACAUCUUAAUGAACAAAAAGCGAACUCUCGUUAAACUCUCGGAUUUCGGGAUCUCAAAGGAAUUAUCGACAAAAUCAGUGGCUUCAACGGUGAUCGGAACGCCAAAUUAUUUAAGUCCAGAGAUUUGUGAAGGUAGAGCCUACAAUCAAAAGUCGGACGUUUGGUCACUUGGAUGUGUGCUUUAUGAGCUGCUGGCUCUGCGUCGUGCCUUUGACGGUGACAAUCUCCCUUCAAUCGUUAUGAAAAUUACAAAAUGCUCCUAUUCUCCAAUUGGUGACCACGCAACACAAGAAGUGAGAGAACUCGUUGGGAAUCUUUUGAGACUAAACGAACAUCAGAGGCCCAAUGUGCAAGAGCUACUCACCCAUCCACUUGUUCUACCGUACACUCUAAGGAUUCACUGUGAUGUGGGCAGAGUGAUCGUACCGGAGAAUAACAAGCGUCGUGCCAACUCUGUGAUGGGUGGCCGUUUACGGAUCACUCCAUCCGCUCAAUCGCUUCGUCCACAAGAAAGAUUUCCAACGAAAACCCCGAUUUCUCUCUCAAAUACAUUGCGA